AUGAAAACCCAGCCAGGAAAAUCAGCCAACCGAAACGAAACGAAACGAAACGAUCUCAUUCUUGUCCCUUCAGAUGGCGAGCCUAGAGCCCUCUUUUCCUUUUACCAAAAAUGUUGGGUUAACACUGGUUUCACCAAAAAGGUAACAGAUAUGCUGAUUCUUCUGCUGCUCCUACUGGUCCUCACUUACAGACUCGUCUCCAUCAUCCACUUCUUCACUUUCCCCUGCUUCCUCGCGUUCCUCUGCGAAUCAUGCUUCACUUUCACUUGGUUUCUCUGCUUAUGCACCAGAUGGACUCCGGCCCUUGUCACAACCUGCCCAGGCCGCCUCCUCCAACGGGUGUCGGAAAUGGAACUUCCGGCGGUGGACAUGUUCGUGACGACGGCGGACCCGGUGCUUGAACCACCCAUCAUAACCGUCAACACUGUGUUGUCUCUGCUAGCCCUGGAUUAUCCAUCUCAUAAGCUAGCUUGCUAUGUUUCUGAUGACGGGUGUUCCCCUCUCACCUUCCACGCCCUCGUUGAAGCCUGCAAAUUUGCCCAGCUUUGGGUACCUUUCUGUAAAAAGCACCAUGUUCAACUAAGAGCUCCUUUGAGAUACUUCUCCCACUACAAAACACUCACUGGCGCAGAAUCACCGGAGUUCAAACAAGAAUGGUUGAGAAUGAAGGAUGAGUAUGAGGAUCUUAGGCGCCGAAUCGAACAAGGCCCGGCUCAGCUUGACGGAGACUUGGCAGAUUUCUCGAAUACAGAGAGGAGAAAUCAUCCAGCCAUAAUCAAGGUUAUAUGGGAGAACAAGAAAAUAACUUCAGAUGGGUUGCCACACUUGAUAUACAUAUCGAGAGAGAAGCGCCCAAAGUAUCCUCAUCACUACAAAGCGGGUGCUAUGAAUACACUGGCGAGAGUCUCUGGUUUGAUGACCAAUGCUCCCUACACUUUGAACCUUGAUUGCGACAUGUCUGUGAACAAUCCAAUGAUUGCUCUCCAUGCCAUGUGCAUUCUGUUGGAUCCCAAGAGCCAAAAGGAAGUUGCUUUUGUUCAAUGUCCCCAGCAUUUCUGUGGUGCGUUAAAGGACGACCCUUUUGGAAACCAGAUGGUGGUUUUGUUCAAGUACAUGGGGGGUGGAUUGGGAGGAAUCCAAGGAUCUUUCUAUGCGGGAACAAAUGCCUUCCAUAGAAGGAAAGUACUAUAUGGAAACACUUCAGAUGAGGAGUUGGCUCAAAUAUUUGGAGGUUCAAAGGAGUUGGUGAAAUCAGUUGCUCUCACUUUCAAAGACAAAACAUAUUCUCCUAAUCUAAAUGUUUCAAAAUCUCUUGAGGAAGCCCACCAGGUCGCUUCUUGUGGAUAUGAAUAUGGCAGUGGCUGGGGUAAACAGGUGGGUUGGAUGUAUGGAUCAAUGACCGAAGAUGUGCUUACUGGACUGACAAUCCAUACCAAGGGUUGGAGAUCAGAAAUGUGUACGCCAGACCCAACUGCAUUUUCGGGGUGUGCCCCAGAAUGUGGGCCUGGUUCACUGACACAACAAAAAAGAUGGGGCAUAGGCCUCCUUGAAAUCCUUUUCACUAAGCACUGUCCAAUUCUGGGCAUAAUUUUUGGCAAGCUACAGUUUAGAGAGGCCAUGGCGUAUUUGUGGAUCACUACCUGGGCUGCUCGCAGUGUUCCUGAAUUGUGCUAUGCUAUUCUUCCUGUUUAUUGCAUCAUUACCAACUCGACUUUCUUCCCCAGGGGACAAGGCAUCUGGAUUCAUGUUGCGCUGUUUGUUGUUUACAACAUACACACUUUAUCGGAGUACAUUGCGACUGGACUGUCACUGAGAGCAUGGUGGAACAACCAAAGAAUGUCGAGAAUAGUAGCCAUGACUGCUUGGCCUUUUUCUGUUUUGAGCGUGAUACUGAAGCUCCUGGGAACAUCUGACACAGUAUUUGAAGUGACACAGAAAGACCAAUCCAGUUCUAGUGAUGAUGAAGAUGCCGGUAGAUUCACGUUCAAUACUUCUCCAAUGUUCAUACCAGGCACCACUGUUUUGCUUCUGCAACUAAUAGCUUUGGCCACAAAGCUGUCAAGAUUGCAACCAGCAGCGCAGGGUGGGGAUGGCUCUGGCGUAGGCGAGCUCUUCUGCGUGUCAUAUAUCAUACUGUGUUAUCGGCCAUUUUUAAAAGGGCUAUUUGACAAAGGAAAAUAUGGGAUUCCCUUGUCCACUGUGUUCAAGUCAGCAGGAUUGUCCUUCGUUUUCGUGCUCCUUUGUAGAAGGUACCAUUAA
This is a messenger RNA of Neltuma alba, 2259 nucleotides long. RefSeq names its product cellulose synthase-like protein H1. Gene Ontology annotation, molecular function: cellulose synthase (UDP-forming) activity. Lineage: Eukaryota; Viridiplantae; Streptophyta; Magnoliopsida; Fabales; Fabaceae. Bases 1 to 2259 code for a protein of 752 amino acids. Gene Ontology annotation, biological process: cellulose biosynthetic process. The transcript is spliced from 9 exons. Gene Ontology annotation, cellular component: membrane. The record is from RefSeq and is a predicted model, not a curated record.